Messenger RNA from Alternaria arborescens, 921 nucleotides. RefSeq lists its product as hypothetical. The record is from RefSeq and is a predicted model, not a curated record. The transcript has 3 exons. Lineage: Eukaryota; Fungi; Ascomycota; Dothideomycetes; Pleosporales; Pleosporaceae. The coding region runs from base 1 to 921 and encodes 306 amino acids.
AUGGCAGCCAGAGCACCAAUACCACUAUCUGAUAAGGCGACUUCAGGUACAGAGACUGCAGUGAAAGACACCAGCUUCAACAUGUCGGGUGUCGACCGCAAAGCUAUGGAGCAGGAGCGACUUGCGCGAUCAGGCAAACGGAAGCGAGAGCUCUCACCCAUACCGUCACACGAACUGUUCAAUCCUCUAGAAGGUCAGAAGGAUGCAUGGCAACUGGGCGAGCCUGUCGAUGACUUCGUCAGACGCCUUCCUCCAUAUAAUACAGCCAUCACUACAUUCCCUUGGAUCUGGGCCGCUAAUCCACAUCGCAAUCCUCGCGACAAGUCACCUUCGCCUUGUGUUGAAGACUUCACAUCGCGUGGCAUGGACUUACUUGAGCAGUCGCUUCAGACUCGCCGUGAUAUCCAGAUGGAAGGGGCCAGAGGACCGAGAGGUAUGGUGACUAAACAGCUCAAUCAAGAGAGUAAGGCUCUACAGGGACGGAUUUCAAGCCUUGCAAACGAGACAAACGUUCUUUCCGGAAAGUGGAUGUUAUUCCCGAAAUCAGUAGACGUUACACGGGUUUGGAAGCAAGUCGUUGCAAACGUGAUUGACAAUCGACUUGGUUGUACCUGUAAGGUCGCUACCGACGAUGGCAAAGAAGAGCGACUGAUCUGUGUAUACACAAAGGACUUCCAGGACGCUGACGACGUAUUGCGAGUACUCCAUGAACUUGAAAACAUGGGUCUCCUGAACGGUGGCAGAACCAUCUAUUACAAACCAGAUGCAUACACUUAUCUGAAUCUCGUCCGCGAUACAGCCGUAGAAUAUGGCCUACAAGCGAGUCUUUACAACUCUCGGUCUUUGUUGGCGGCUAACAAGGUGCCGAAGUCAGCAUUGCUGGCCCAGAAGAAGCAGUCGACCCUGAGCGGUUUUCUUUAA